This is a messenger RNA of Trichophyton benhamiae CBS 112371, 2262 nucleotides long. RefSeq lists its product as uncharacterized. Lineage: Eukaryota; Fungi; Ascomycota; Eurotiomycetes; Onygenales; Arthrodermataceae. The transcript is spliced from 4 exons. Gene Ontology annotation, biological process: regulation of DNA-templated transcription. Gene Ontology annotation, cellular component: cytoplasm; Ino80 complex. The coding region runs from base 1 to 2262 and encodes 753 amino acids. The record is from RefSeq and is a predicted model, not a curated record.
AUGGUCAUCACUUCGUCACAACGCAUCCAGAGCCCAGAUAACAGCCUGACAGUUCAAGAACGGAGGGAAGCAAAGCUGGUGCCCUUCCUCUACAACAUCGCCGAACAGCCACUCAAGAAUAAUCAAGAAUUCCCCGCUGAACUGGACCUACGAGAUGGCUACGAACGGAGCAGACACGACCCCGAGAACAGCGCAAUUGUGAUAGACAACGGCUCGCACACGGUCAAGGCAGGCUGGUCGUUCGAUGAGAGCCCGCGGCUAGUGAUACCGCCCGUUGCGUCCAAGUACCGCGAUCGCAAGCUGAACCGGGCCUGCCAGUUUGUUGGAUACGAUGCCUACACCGAUGCGACCACCAGAGGCCAGAUGCGGAAUGCAUUUGACGCCGGGACGGGCGUGAUAAGCAACUGGGACGUGGUUGAGGGUUUGUUGGAUUACAUCUUCAUCAAGCUGGGAAUAGAAGGCGGAAACGGAGGAGUUGACCGUCCCAUCGUGCUGACGGAGACGAUAGCCAACUUGGGAUAUUCCAGAAAGAUGAUGAACGAGAUACUGUUCGAGUGCUAUUCGGCACCGUCUGUGGCAUACGGGAUUGAUGCGCUCUUCUCGUACAAAUACAACUUUGGAGAAAACGGGCUAGUGAUCUCGUCUUCCCAUUCAUCUACGCAUGUCAUUCCCGUACUGGGAUCAAAGGCGAUGCUGUCCAACUCGGCUCGGCUCAAUUGGGGCGGUUACCAUGGCUCCGACUACCUGAUGAAGCUGCUUAAGCUUAAAUACCCAACUUUCCCGUCCAAGAUGACGGAGAGCCAGAUACAAUCGUUGGUACGAGAGCACUGCUACGUCUCCCUGGAAUACGACAAGGAGCUGUCCGGAUAUCUGGACUGGACGGGGCUGGAAGACCGCGACCGUGUCAUCCAGUACCCAUUCACGGAGCACGUCGUUGUUGAGAAGACGGAAGAAGAGCUCGCUCGGAUCGCAGAGCGCAAGAAAGAAAGCGGCCGACGGCUUCAGGAGCAAGCGGCCAAGAUGCGGUUGGAGAAGCUGGUGAAAAAGGAGCAGGAGCUCGAAUACUACAAGGGGAUCCAGGCGCGGCUUGCCAACGAGACGAAGAAGGAGAUCAGACGACUGCUGGAUGCAGAAGACAUGAAGGACGAAGCAGCGCUGGAACGAACGAUACGAGAGCUAGAGAAGUCCGUCAAGAAGUCACGCAACAAGGACCUGGGCAACGAGGAGAACGGCGAUGCGAUGGAAGAAGCGUCGUUCCCUUUGCUAGAUGUGCCGGACGAAGAGCUGGAUGAGGCCGGGCUCAAGGAGAAGCGACACCAGAAGCUGAUGAAGUCGAAUGUGGAAGCACGACAGCGUGCAAAGGCCGAGAAGGAGAGGGAGAAGGCCCGGAUAGCAGAGGAGCAGCGGCUGGACGAUGAGAAGCGAGAGAACGAAUUCGACACCUGGAUUGAAGAGCGCAGACAAGCUCGUGAGACGAUACUACGCAAGAUCAAGCAGCGAGACAGACUCAAAGCCGACGCAGGCAACCGCAAGUCUCUCGCAAGCCAGAUCCGCAUGCGCACGCUGGCCAACCUCGCCUCUGACGGCCCCAAAAAGCGUCGUCGAGGCGGCGAGGACGACACCUUCGGCGCCAACGACGACGACUGGGGCGUCUACCGCACCGUCGCCACGGGAGACGCAAGCGACGACGAGGAAGAAGAAGACAUAGACGGCAUGCUGAAAUCCGUCGAGGCCCAACUACUCCAGUACGACCCCGAGUUCACUGAGAACCACACGCUCGAGGCCCAGACGGAUUGGACCAAGAGCAUGAUCCACAUGUUCCUUCGCGGACCGUGGCCAUUUGAUGCCGAGAGCCAGCGUGAAGCACACCAGCUGCAUCUCAACGUGGAGCGCAUACGGGUUCCCGAGGUGAUUUUCCAGCCCUCGAUAGCGGGUAUUGAUCAGGCGGGACUGGUAGAGAUAGCGGCGGACGUGGUGUUGCAGCGUUUUCCAGCGGGCGAGGACCAGCAGCGGCUGCUGAAGGAUGUGUUCCUGACGGGCGGGAAUACGAUGUUUGAAGGGUUUGAAGAGCGGUUCCGGAGGGAGUAUAGAAGUGUGCUGCCUACUGGGUUGGAAUGUCGCGUGCGAAGGGCCGGUGAUAGGGUGCUUGAUGCGUGGAAAGGGGCGGCCGCCUGGGCGAGCAGCGGUGGGCUGCGGACUGCGUCUGUCUCGAGACAGGAGUAUCUUGAGAAAGGAGGCGAGUAUCUCAAGGUGAGUCUUUAA